This is a messenger RNA of Funneliformis caledonium, 987 nucleotides long. The record is from the annotation of a GenBank genome assembly. Lineage: Eukaryota; Fungi; Glomeromycota; Glomeromycetes; Glomerales; Glomeraceae.
AUGCCUCGAUUAAAAGGUGAUUUUUGGCAAGGAUAUGAUAUACAACUUAAUUCUCAAGAAAAACAGCAUUAUAAAUGUAAAACAUGUGGUAAACAUUUUAUUACUAAAAUGAUGGCAGCUGACCAAAAGGAAUUAGAAAGUUUGUUUACGCAUGCAAUUUAUUCCACAGGUAUUCCUUUUAACAUUCUUGAAAAUAAAAAUAUGAAAGCUUUUUUUGUAAAAGCUUGUCCUUUAUUCAAAUUACCUAUUUGCCAAAGCCUUUCAACCACUCUUCUUGAUCAAGAAUAUAUUUUAAAAAUUGAUUGGGCUAAAUCAAUUUUAGAAAAAGGAAAGGAAGUUAUACAAUAUUUUCGUAAUCAUCAAAUUCCUUUAGCAACACUUUAUCAGCUUCAAUUAGAAAAGUAUGGACGUAUAAUUGCUUUAGUAUUAAUUAUUGAUAUACGAUGGAAAUCAGCUUUUUAUUAUAUUGAUCAUAUUCUUCAAACUAAAGCAGCUUUGCAAUCUAUUUUAGGUGAAGAAAUAGAAAUUAAUAAAAAUAUUGUACUUAAUCUUAGUAGCGAAAGUUUUUGGAAAGAUUUAAAGGAUUUACAUAACCUAUUAAAACCCUUUGUUAUCUUUAUUAAUCAACUUAAAAGUGAUAAACUAUUUCUUUCAUUAGCAUUUGUUAAAUUACGAGAAUUGGAAUCUGAAAUUAAAAACAAUGCAAUUAUUCCAAAACAAGUUCAAGAUGAUGUAAUUGAUUUCGACAAAAUACAUAAUGUUAUUGAAGAAGAAAUUAUUAGACUUGCAGGAAAAGAAAAUGCUAGUCAAGUAUUAAAUGAAUUAGCAGAAUAUGUUAGCCAAACAGGUGGAUUUGCAAAAAGACAUUUUCAAGUGGCUCUUAAAAUUCUUUUGAUACCUGCAACCUCAGCUGCUAGUGAGCAGAAUUGGUCAGCUUUUAGUUUAUUCAUACUAAAUUACGCUAUAGAUUACAUAAUGAAAGAGUAA